Molecule: messenger RNA, 2124 nt
Organism: Maniola jurtina (meadow brown)
Lineage: Eukaryota; Metazoa; Arthropoda; Insecta; Lepidoptera; Nymphalidae
Gene: Mdh2
Product: probable malate dehydrogenase, mitochondrial
Exons: 6
Coding region: 106-1134 (342 amino acids)
Biological process (GO): tricarboxylic acid cycle; malate metabolic process
Cellular component (GO): mitochondrion; cytoplasm
Molecular function (GO): L-malate dehydrogenase (NAD+) activity
Source: RefSeq, a predicted model, not a curated record
UUCACCUCACUAGUUAUCUUUCAAAGCAUUUCAAAGGUCGGCGGGGUCGUCAUAUAACCAAGUUAAUUUAAAUUAUUAAAAUUCCAUUGGAGUAAACGGAUUAAUAUGUUUUCCCGCACGUUAAAACCCAUAGCCUCAGUGGCCACACAGAAUGGUGUCAAAAACUUCAGUACCUCAUCCCAGAAAAACUUCAAAGUUGUGGUAUGCGGAGCUGCAGGCGGCAUCGGCCAGCCACUGGGCUUGUUAUUAAAGCAGAAUGCUCUUGUAACACGGUUGGCCCUGUACGACAUCGCACCCGUGACCCCAGGAGUCGCCGCUGACCUGUCGCACAUGGACACUCCGGCAAAGGUCAGCGGGCACAAGGGUCCAGAACAGCUGGACGAUGCUAUCAAAGGCGCGGAUGUGGUGGUAAUACCGGCGGGUGUGCCCCGCAAGCCGGGCAUGACUCGCGACGAUCUGUUCAACGUGAACGCAUCUAUAGUGCGCGACCUGGCCGCUUGCAUCGCCAAAAACGCGCCCAAAGCUGUGGUGGCCAUCAUCACCAACCCCGUCAACUCCAUGGUGCCUAUCGCGUCAGAAGUGCUCAAAAAGGCGGGUGUAUACGACCCCAAACGCGUCCUAGGAGUGACGACCCUCGACGUUGUCCGCGCGGCCGCCUUCAUCGGCGAGAUCAACGGCGUGGACCCGCGCACCGUGACCAUCCCCGUCAUCGGCGGCCACUCCGGCGUCACCAUCAUACCCGUGCUGAGCCAGAGCAAGCCCGCCGUCAAGCUGUCCGACCAGGGCAAGAUCGACGCGCUGACCAAAAGGAUCCAGGAGGCGGGCACUGAGGUUGUGAAAGCAAAGGCGGGCGGCGGCUCGGCCACGCUGUCGAUGGCCUACGCUGGCGCGAGACUCGUCGGCUCAGUACUUAGGGGCCUUAAGGGCGAAUCCAACGUGGUGGAAUGCGCCUACAUCAAAUCCGACCUCACAGAGGCAGCCUACUUCGCCAACCCCGUAGUUUUAGGCAAAAACGGAGUCGAGAAGAACCUCGGCUACGGAAACCUCAACGACUACGAAAAACAACUUCUAAAAGCGGCCAUCCCCGAACUACUGAAGAACAUCAAAACCGGCGAAGACUUCGCCAAGAAGUAAAUCGAACUACACAAAUUGGGUGGUUGACCAGGCGACUACAAAAUAAAAUAUACCAUAAGUUUUUAUAGUAGACAAUUUUAGGCAAUUUAUGUAGUUUCACAUAAGUUUAAAAGUAUUUAAGAACGUGGUUUUGUGAAUGACGUGUUGUUUGUACAUCCAUAAGAAAAAUAAUAUACUUUGGACGUCAUUUUACUAUCAGAUUCGUAUGAUGUCAUGACCUCUUUGAUAAGUCAAAGUAGUUGAUGAUAAUAUAAUUGCAAUCCGACUUACAUUUGGAAAUGUAAAUAUUAGACAAUAAUAACAAUAAGUGGCAGCUUUAUUUUCUACAAUAAAACAAGUAAGGCUCGCUGCACUUUGGAUGCGUUUUCGUACGAAUUUGACUCGUGCGAACACGUACGAACAAGCACGAACAUUUCCGACCUUCCCAGUAAUAUAGGAACCUGCAGACUUUGCAUACGAUUAACUUGCACGACAAUUUAAAUUCAUACUGUUAUCAGAAAAUGCAUCCAAACUGUAAAUAGACUAAAAUAACGUUCCAAACUGUAGGUUUAUCACUUUAUUUUAGUACAGUACUUUUUAAUUUACCCCUUUCGAGACAGGCAAAGAUCAUUAUUUUUAUAAUCUGUCAGCUAUCCGUUCUUUGGUUUUCUACCAUCUAAAUAAACUUAAUUUUUUUUAUUACCAGUAUAUUGCAACUUUUUACAGUAUUUUUCUUUAAAGUAAGCUAAAAUUGUUAAAGUCCUGGUCACAGCUCUACAGAGAUUAAUGAUUAAGUAUGAAUGCCAUGAUUCAAAAGUUUUUGUAUUAUGAUAUUUUUAUUUGGUUAUUUACUGCAUUUUAUCGAAUGUUUAUAAUUUUAUUGCGUUCUCAAGUUAUUUGUGAUACACAAAAUAUGAGUAUAAUAUGAACACCCUUUUUAUGGCUAUCAUGUGGCACUGUACUGAAAGUGAUGUGCGUUAUUUAAUUAUUAUUAUUAAACAAUAUUAUUAU